AACCUGUGACCCAAGGACCUAUUGAUGCCAACUGGCAAGUGGCACAGGGAUGCCUUGGAUUCACCAAAAUGAGUCAUGUGUCAUGUGGGUCAUCAUAAUCAUUGUGAGAUGUAUGUACGGAAAAUGAAAUAAAAGCAGAAGCAUCGAGGCUGUCACCUGAAACUUGAAACUGUCUGCACAGCUAAGAAACACAAGUUUCAAACUGGAGAGCAGAGCGUCUUUCUAAGUACUAAAGCUGGGAUGUACAGCUUCCUUCUCUCUCUCUCUCUGUUGAUCUGGAGGAUUUUUACUGAAGUAAGCUACUAAGCUUCUGAGUCUCAAGCUUAGAAAAAGGAAAGAAAAUCAGAAGGGAAAAGGAAUAGCAAAUGAUGAUCUGCCAACAAUAUUAACUUCCCAUCACAGGAAAGAUCUAAUAUUUCAGCAUUUUUCUUCAGUUGUAAGGAGGGGGAAGAUACUGAAGUACAAAUGAACGCCAAAUACAACUUCAGCUAUCCUGGAAAUGAAAGCAACUGCAACAGUGAUAACAAAAUCAGUCAAGUUCUCUUUCCUUUGCUCUACACUGUUCUCUUUUUCGUAGGCAUUGUCAUGAAUGGCCUGGCGAUGCGGGUGUUUUUUCAAAUCUCCAGUAAAUCUAAUUUCAUCAUCUUCCUUAAGAACACAGUCAUUUCUGACAUCCUUAUGAUCCUGACUUUUCCAUUCAAAAUUCUCAGUGAUGCAAAAAUGGUGCCUUGGGCACUGAGGGGAUUUGUAUGCCAGGUCUCACAGGUCAUAUUUUACUUCACCAUGUACAUUAGUAUUUUGUUUCUGGGUCUAAUAACUAUUGAUCGCUAUCAGAAAACUGCCAGACCAUUUAAAACAUCAAGCACUAGCAGCUUGUUAGGCGCUAAGAUUCUGUCCACGGUAAUAUGGAUAUUAAUGUUUAUUCUCUCACUACCUAACAUGAUUCUGACAAACAAAAAACCCACACGUAAAACGGUGAAGAAAUGUGCUCACUUGAAAUCAGAGUUUGGGUUAGUAUGGCAUGAAAUUGUGAACUACAUUUGCCAGUUUAUCUUCUGGGUUAAUUUGGUCAUCAUUGUUGUAUGUUACAUACUCAUAACUAAAGAACUGUAUAAAUCAUAUAAAAGAACAAGAUGCACCAGGAAGGUGUCCAGAAAACCUGUAAAUAUUAAGGUAUUUAUCAUUAUUGCAGUGUUUUUUGUUUGUUUUGUGCCAUUCCAUUUUACUAGAAUUCCCUAUACCUUGAGCCAAACAAGAGAUGUUUUUCAAUGCUCUGCUCAGAACAUAUUGUUCUAUAUAAAAGAGAGCACCCUCUGGUUGACAUCUUUAAAUGCGUGCCUAGAUCCAUUCAUAUAUUUUUUCCUUUGUAAGUCCUUUAGAAAAUCCUUGAUAAACAUGUUGCACAAACACAUCAAGGAGCAGAACAAUGGAGAUAGUAGUGAUGAGACGCCAAUGUAAGGCUACAAAAUUGGGUCAAUAGCAAAUAAUAUAGGUAUUUACAUGCUUAUUAAUAAUAAAUGCCCAGGUCUUACUCCCAAUAAAAUCAAUGGUUAACUCCCACAUUACCUCUCUGGGAACUGAAUCUGUGCUAUUUGAAUCUAGGUUAUAUGACAGAAGCAUUCACAUACUGGAACAGAGGAACUACUGGUGAUGGCACCAAUGCAGCAAAGUGGUUAAGUGUAUGUUUAGUUACACUCAAGUAGUCUCAUGAAAGCCAGUGGGAAUAUUCUUGUGCUUGAGUUUUAAGCACAUGUUGGAUCCAGGCCUAUAUACUUAUUAAAACAAUUAUAAAGAAAUAAAAAAGUGUUUUAGUCAUAGAAUACUAUAGAUGAAUUUAUUAACUGUGAAAUGGUGAAAUCACGGCUCUCUUGAAGUUGAUGACAAAGCACACUGACUUCCAGUGAGAGCCAGGAUUUCACCCAAAUCAAUUAAAAUCUGAAAAAUGCAACUGAAGAAAAUAUCAAUAAGCCAGAUAUUUUUUUAAAAAAAAGAAAUCUAUCACCUUGCGUCCAAAUGCCAAACUACUAAGCAUAGGGGGAAAAAAAGCUAUUCACAUGUGCUGAAUUAACAGAAUGAAUAUUUCACUUCUGGCAUCAUACAUUUGCAUUUUUAAUGUUGCUGACCAUUUAUUAAUGACUGUAUACAGUAACAAAUGAUGUAUAUUAAGCACAUCUAUUUAGACUGAAGUUAAACCUUUGAGUACCCCAGAAUACAUUCUGAAAGACCAACCAAAAACCAUGGUUUUAGGGUAAGCAAUAUAUAAAUGGAAUUUGACCGUUUUCAAUAAAACUAGUUUUACACAAUAGUCCCUGGGUUUCAUGGGACAGAAGCACUGAAAAGGUUAAAUCAAUUAUGAAAGUUAACAUCAGUUUUUGUUUUCAUUAUACUAGAUUUCUAGCUAUGCUUUUUACUUACAGCUAUUAUGCAUUUUUGGUUUGGAAAAUGGGGAAAUCGGGAAUGCAAUUUUCAAUAACAAUUAUGUACAUAAUUCUGACAACAGAUGGCCCUAGGUUGCCAUAAACAACCACUGGCAGACUUAUUGCUGAUACAACUACUAACUAGACUCCAAGUCUAAAAAAUCUUUCACUGACAUGUAAGGCUUUGAUCCUACGAACAGAUAUUACCUUCUGUAUACUUUCUAUGACCACUGGAAGCACGCACAGGAGUAACUGUUCAUAGAAUGGAGACCAAACACUAUAUAACUUGUUAAAAUGUUCUUCAUUGGUACAUACAUUUUAGUACUGAACUUGUAAUACAUGUUUUAUGGUUUACUUCAUUGAUUCACUAAAUCAAGGGUAGGCAACCUAUGGCACGGGUGCCGAAGGCGGCACGCGAGCUGAU
Molecule: messenger RNA, 2841 nt
Organism: Gopherus evgoodei (Goodes thornscrub tortoise)
Lineage: Eukaryota; Metazoa; Chordata; Testudines; Testudinidae
Gene: P2RY12
Product: purinergic receptor P2Y12
Exons: 3
Coding region: 466-1458 (330 amino acids)
Biological process (GO): G protein-coupled receptor signaling pathway; blood coagulation
Cellular component (GO): membrane
Molecular function (GO): G protein-coupled purinergic nucleotide receptor activity
Source: RefSeq, a predicted model, not a curated record